Lagopus leucura (white-tailed ptarmigan) is the source of this 2829-nucleotide messenger RNA. RefSeq names its product calsyntenin 2 (gene CLSTN2). Gene Ontology annotation, molecular function: kinesin binding; amyloid-beta binding; calcium ion binding. The coding region runs from base 1 to 2784 and encodes 927 amino acids. The transcript has 17 exons. Gene Ontology annotation, biological process: positive regulation of synapse assembly; homophilic cell-cell adhesion; positive regulation of synaptic transmission. NCBI's taxonomy places the organism in Eukaryota, Metazoa, Chordata, Aves, Galliformes, Phasianidae. The record is from RefSeq and is a predicted model, not a curated record. Gene Ontology annotation, cellular component: postsynaptic membrane; cell surface.
AUGACACAUUUUUUUUCUUCUUUAGUGAACAAGCAUAAGCCCUGGAUUGAGACAUCAUACCAUGGAAUCAUAACCGAAAAUAAUGACACUGUAAUUUUGGAUCCUCCUCUUGUUGCUUUGGAUAAGGAUGCACCUGUUCCCUUUGCAGGUGAGAUAUGUGCUUUUAAAAUUCACGGACAAGAAAUGCCAUUUGAAGCUGUUGUGCUUAACAAGACAUCUGGAGAAGGUCGUCUUCAAGCCAAAAGUCCUAUUGAUUGUGAGCUGCAGAAAGAAUACACGUUCAUCAUUCAAGCCUAUGACUGUGGAUCAGGACCAAGUGGAGUAAACUGGAAGAAAUCUCACAAGGCAGUUGUCCAUAUCCAAGUAAAGGAUGUUAAUGAGUUUUCGCCAGCUUUCAAGGAGAGUAUGUAUAAGGCCACCGUGACAGAGGGAAAGAUCUAUGACAGCAUACUGCAGGUAGAAGCCAUAGAUGAAGACUGUUCCCCGCAGUAUAGCCAGAUCUGCAAUUAUGAAAUUGUCACAACAGAUGUUCCUUUUGCUAUCGAUAGAAAUGGUAACAUCAGAAACACUGAGAAGCUAAACUAUGAUAAACAGCAUCAGUAUGAGAUAAUGGUGACAGCUUUUGACUGUGGACAAAAACAUGCGAGAGAAGAUGUCUUAGUGAAAGUUAACGUCAAACCAGUGUGCAAACCAGGCUGGCAAGAUUGGAACAAACGUAUUGAAUACAAGCCUGGUUCUGGCAGCAUACCGUUGUUUCCCAGUAUUCAUCUGGAAACGUGUGAUGGCCCAGUUUCAUCAAUACAUACAACAAUUGAAUUGCAGACCAACUAUAUUGGAAAGGGCUGUGAUCGUGAAACCUACUCAGAAAAAUCUCUGCAGAAACUAUGUGGAGCAUCCUCAGGUGCCAUUGAUCUCUUACCAUCUCCCAGUGCAACAACUAACUGGACGGCUGGGCUUCUCAUGGAUAAUAAUGACAUGAUUUUUAAAUUUGAUGGAAAACAAGGAGCCAAAAUCCCAGAUGGAAUAGUCCCAAAGAAUUUAACUGAUCAAUUCACCAUCUCUUUGUGGAUGAAACAUGGACCUAGCCCAGGACUAAGAGCAGAGAAGGAGACUAUUCUCUGCAACUCUGACAAGACAGAGAUGAACCGACAUCACUAUGCCUUGUACGUGCACAACUGCCGAUUAGUCUUUCUGCUGCGUAAAGACUUUGAUCAGGCUGACACCUUCCGCCCUGCAGAGUUCCACUGGAAACUGGAUCAGAUUUGUGAUAAAGAAUGGCAUUACUAUGUUGUCAAUGUUGAGUUUCCUGUUGUUACCUUAUACAUGGAUGGAACGACAUAUGAACCUUACCUUGUGACCAAUGACUGGCCUAUUCACCCUUCACACAUAGCCAUGCAGCUGACAGUCGGUGCUUGCUGGCAAGGAGGUGAAGUCACCAAGCCUAGGUUUGCUCAGUAUUUCCACGGCAGCCUAGCCAGUCUUACUAUCCGUCCUGGAAAAAUUGAGAGUCAGAAAGUGAUUUCCUGUUUGCAGGCCUGCAAGGAAGGUCUGGAUAUUAAUUCACUUGAGAGUCUUGGCCAAGGAGUGAAGUAUCACUUCAACCCUUCCCAGUCAGUCCUUGUCAUGGAAGGAGAUGACAUUGAGAAUAUAAAUCGAGCUCUCCGAAAGGUCUCUUACAUCAACUCUAGACAGUUUCCUACUGCAGGCGUACGACGUCUCAAAGUCUCCUCUAAAGUCCAAUGUUUUGGUGAAGAUGUCUGCAUUAAUAUCCCAGAUAUCGAUGCAUAUGUAAUGGUGCUUCAGGCCAAUGAGCCCAAGAUUACAAUAAGUGGGAUGGACCACUUUUCUAGACCAGCUGCACAAUUUGAAAGUGAAAGAGGUGUCAUUCUGCUGCCUGACAUCAGGAUUGUCAGCACCGUCACAAAAAUGGAGCAUUCAAAAAAGAAUGAUGGAGCUAAUAAGUCAGUGGUCGUGGAAGAAAUGCUCCACAACUUGGAUUUCUGUGAUGUUUUGGUCAGUGGUGCAGAACUAGAUCCUGAACAGGAGUGUUUAGAACUAGAUCGUACUGAGCUUCAAGGAAAACAUCUAGAUGCCACAAAUUCCACAGCAGGAUAUUCAAUCUACGGUGUGGACACCAUGCACAACUAUGAACAGGUUCUUCAGCAGAUUCGAUACCGUAACUGGUACACUUCUGCCACCUCUGAAAGAAAGUUCAGAAUCAAGUGCUCUGAGCUGAAUGGGCAUUACACCAGCAAUGAAUUUAACCUGGAGGUUAAUAUUCUGCACAGCACCAACUCCAACUAUAUGGACCAUGUAAACCAUGUGAUAGUACAGCCACACUUUCUCCAGUCAGUCCGCCAUCCAGAGGAAAGCAAAAGUACUGUUCACAGCUCAGUUGUUCCAAGUGUGGCCACAGUCGUAAUUGUGAUCUGUGUGAGUGUACUCGUUUUCAUCAUAGCUGUGGGAGUCCAUAGAAUUCGGACAGCCCAGCAGCACAGCUCUACAGACAAUGAAAGCAGUAAGGAAAAUGAAAUGGAUUGGGACGAUUCUGCUCUGACUAUUACUGUCAACCCCAUGGAGAAAUAUGAAAAGCCUCACCGGGUAGAAGAGGAGAGUGAAGAGGAAGAUGAUGAGGAGGAAGAUACGACCAGUGCUGAAUCGGAUGAAAGUGAAGAGGAGGAGGAUGAGGAGGAUGAGGAGGAAGUGACUGUCCAAAAGAGAGGCAAGCAGAAUCUCACCAGGCAAGAGCAGUUGGAGUGGGAUGAUUCAGCACUCCCAUACUAACAGCCCUUGAGCCACAUUGCUCCUUUUGUAACCACCAAUACAAUG